CUACUAGGACGAGUAAAAUAGUCAGUGAGGUGUUCUCUCAUUUGUGUCUGAAAGUAGCAAGCAAACCUCGCCAAUGGUAGCCAGUUAGCUUGGGUGCUUGACUGCCGUUGAGGUCCGAACGAUCGGAUCAACCCUACUUCUAGCUUGCUAGCUACUUCCAGACAAAUGAGAGAACACUUCACUCUGACCAUUUUACUCGCCCUAGCAGGGCUGGUUUCGUGUUAUCCAGAGCGUUGGCGACUAACUGCGCAGAUGGCAACAUUUCUAUUAUGCCUUUUUGCCGUUUACUGAUACCAGCCAUAAUCAACUGGUGUUGAGCGUCCGUAAAUGCAUCACUUAUUCUGCGCUCUGGCACACCCAAAUGAGUGUUCUGAAAUCGGAGAAGAUAGCCAUACUAGCCCUAUUGUUCGUAAAUUCACUAUGGAGUGCCAGAGAGCGCUUGUAAACUCUGAGCGUUUCGCACUCUGAACGCUCUGGCGGAGGAGUAGGGUUGAUCAAAGUGUUCUGACCUCACAACGGCAGUCAAGCACCCAAGCUAACAGGCCAAAGUGGUUCGAGCGUUGGGCCAAAAUCAAAUCAAACUUUAUUUGCCACAUGCGCCGAAUACAACAAGUGUAUAAUUUACCUUGAAAUGCUUACUUACAAGCCCUUAACCAACCAAGAAGAAGAAAAUAUUUACUAAGUCGUCUAAAAUAAAAACAAGAAUAAUAAAAAGUAACAUAAUAAGAAUAACGAUACUAUAUACAGGGGGCACUGGUACCGAGUCCGUGUGUGAGGGUACAGGCUAGUUGGGUUGGGUUUUCCUUUGACAAUUUUAUGGUGAGACAGCGUAGCCUAGUGGUUAGAGUGUUGGACUAGUAACCGAAAGGUUGCAAGAUUGAAUCCCCGAGCUGCCAAGGUACAAAUCUGUCAUCAGGGGCAGUCAUUGGUUAUAAGAAUUUGUUCUUAACCAACUUGUCAGGUAAAAUAAAAAGAUAUAUAGGUCCUGGGUGGUUCAGAGGAAAGCCCAUAAAACUAUUCGCCGAGCAGUUGCAAUACCAGGUGGUGACAUAACCGGUCAGGAUGUUCUUGAUGUAGAAAUCUUUGAGGAUCUGGGGACCCAUGCCAAAUCUUUUCAGUCACCUGAGGGGGGAAAAGGUUUUGUCGUGCCCUCUUUAUGACUGUCUUGGUAUGUUUGGACUAGAGGUCGACCGAUUAAUCGGAAUGGUCGAUUUUAAUUAUGGGCCGAUUUCAAGUUUUCAUAACAAUCUGUAUUUUUGAGAGCCGAUUUGCCAAUUUUUUUUAUUUAUACCUUUAUUUAACAAGGCAAGUCAGUUAAGAAUACAUUCUUAUUUUCAAUGACGGCCUAGGAACGGUGGGCUAACUGCCUCGUUCAGGGGCAGAACGACAGAUUUUCACCUUGUCAGCUCGGGGGAUCCAAUCUUGCAACCUUAUAUUUAACUAGUCCAACGCAAAAACGACCUGCCUCUCUCGUUGCACUCCACAAGGAGACUGCCGGUUAGGCGAAUGCAGUAAGCCAAGGUAAGUUGCUAGCUAGCAUUAAACUUAUCUUAUAAAAAAUUAUCAAUCAUAAUCACUAGUUAACUACACAUGGUUGAUGAUCUUAUCUAGCGUGUCCUGCAUUGCAUAUAAUCUGACUGAGCAUACAAGUAUCUAAGUAUCUGAUUGAGCGGUGGUAUGCAGAAGCAAGUGCGUAAACAUUAACUCAAACAGCACUUUCGUGCGUUUUGCCAGCAGCUCUUCGUUGUGCGUCAAGCAUUGCGCUGUUUAUGACUUCAAGCCUAUCAACUCCUGAGAUGAGGCUGGUGUAAUCGAAGUGAAAUGGCUAGCUAGUUAGCGCGCGCUAAUAGCGUUUCAAAUGUCACUCGCUCUGAGCCUUCUAGUAGUUGUUCCCCUUGCUCUACAUGGGUAAUGCUGCUUCGAUGGUGGCUGUUGUCGUUGUGUUGCUGGUUCGAGCCCAGGGUGGAGCGAGGAGAGGGACGGAAGCUAUACUGUUACACUGGCAAUACUAAAGUGCCUAUAAGAACAUCCAAUAGUCAAAGCUUAAUGAAAUAAAAAUGGUACAGAGGGAAAUAGUCCUAUAAUUCCUAUAAUAACUACAACCUAAAACUUCUUACCUGGGAAUAUUGAAGACUCAUGUUAAAAGGAACCACCAGUUUUCAUAUGUUCUCAUGUUCUGAGCAAGGAAUUGAAACGUCAGCUUUCUUACAUAGCACAUAUUGCACUUUUACUUUCUUUUCCAAAACUUUGUUUUUGCAUUAUUUAAACCAAAUUGAACAUGUUUUAUUAUUUACUUAAGGCUAAAUUGAUUUUAUUAUAACUAAAUGUUCAUUCAGUAUUGUUGUUAUUGCCAUUUACAAAUACAUUUUAAAAAAUUGUCAGAUUAAUCGGUAUUGGCUUAGUUGGUCCUCCAAUAAUCGGUAUCGGCGUUGAAAAAUCAUAAUCGGUCGACCUCCAGUUUGGACCAUGAUAAUUCGUCAUCUGUGGAUCUUUUGGGGCAGUAUGCGAAUUGGAGUGGGUCUAGGGUGUCCGGGAGGAUGCUGUUGAUGUGAGCCAUGACCAGACUUUCAAAGCACUUCAUGGCUACCAAUGUGAGUGCCACGGGUCUGUAAUCAUUUAGGCAGGUUACCUUCGCUUCCUUGGGCACAGGGACUAUGGUGGUCUGCUUGAAACAUGUAGGUAUUACAGACUAGGUCAGGGAGAGGUUGAAAAUGUCAGUGAAGACAAUUGACAGUUGGCCCGUGCAUGCUUUGAGUACACGUCCUGGUAUUCCAUCUGGCCCAGCGGCUUUGUGAAUGUUGACCUGUUUAAAGGUUUUGUUCAAAUCAGCUACCGAGAGCGUUAUCACACAGUCCUCCAGAACAGCUGUUGCUCUUGUGCAUGCUUCAGUGUUGCUUGCCUCGAAGCGAGCAUAAAAGGCAUUUAGCUCAUCUGGUCGGCUCGCAUCACUGGGCAGCUCACGUCUGGGUUUCCCUUUGUCGUCUGUAAUAGUUUUCAAUCCUGCCACAUCUGACGAGUGUCAGAGCCGGUGUAGUAGGAUUCAAUUUUAAUCCUGUAUUGACGCUUUUCUUGAUUGAUGGUAUGUCUGAGGGCAUAGUGGGAUUUCUUAUAAGCGUCCGGAUUAGUCUCCCACUCCUUGAAAGCGUCUGCUCUAGCAUUUAGCUCGAUGCGGAUGCUGCAUGUAAUCCAUGGCUUCUGGUUAGAAUAUGUAUGUACAGUCACUGUGGGGAUGACGUCAUCGAUUCACUUAUUGAUGAAGCCGAUGACUGAGGUGGUGUGUUCCGCAAUGCCAUUGGAUGAAUCCCGCAACACUUUCCAGUCUGUGCUAGCAAAACAGUCCUGUAGUGUAGCACCCACGUCAUCUGACCACUUCCGUAUUGAGCGGGUUACUGGUACUUCCUGCUUUAGUUUAUGCUUGUAAGCAGGAAUCAUGAGGAUAGAAUUAUGGUCAGAUUUGCCAAAUGGAGGUCGGGGAAGAGCUUUCUAUGCAUCUCUGUGUGUGGAGUAAAGGUGGUCUAGGAUCCCCCCGGUUACACAAAAUUUGGUAAAACUGAUUUAAGUUUGCCUGCAUUUAAGUCCCCGGCCACUAGGAGCGCCGCUUCUUGGUGAGCAUUUUCUUCUUUGCUUAUGUCCUUAUAGAGUUGGUUGAGAGCGGUCUUAGUGCCAGCUUCGUUUUGUGGUGGUAAAUAGACUGCUACGAAUAAUACAGAUGAGAACUCUCUUGGUAGAUAAUGUGGUCUGCAGCUUAUCAUAAGGUACUCUACCUCAGGCGAGCAAUACCUCGAGACUUCUUUAAUAUUAGACAUCAAGGACCAGAUGUUAUUGACAAAAAGACACACACCCCCACCCCGCGUCUUACCAGCGGUAGCGUCUCUGUUUUGCCGGUGCACGGAAAAUCCCGCUAGCUCUAUGUUGUCCGUAUCUUCGUUCAGCCACGUCUCGGUGAAACAUAAGAUGUUACAGUUUUUAAUGUCCCGUUGGUAGGAUAAUCUUAAUAGUUGGUCAUCAAUUUCAUUUUCCAAUGAUUGCACGUUAACAAGAAGCAUGGAAGGCAUUGGGAGUUUACGCGCUCGCCUCAGGAUUCUGAGAAGGAUCCCGAUCUGGGUCCCCUUUUCCGGCGGCUUCAUGCAAAAAGUGUGGAUCUGGGCCUGUUCCAAUGAAAGCAGGAUAUCCUUCUCAUCGUACCCGUUAACCUCUAGUGACACCCCAUCCCGUCUAUGUACCACCACAAAACGAAUUUGUCAUCAUCUGACACUAAUUAGCAUAACGCAACUGACAUAAAUAUUAUUAGAAAAUAUUCUUAUUCAUGAAAAUCCCAAGUGAAAUAUAUUGAGACACAGCUUAGCCCUUUGUUAAUCACCCUGUCAUCUCAGAUUUUCAAAAUAUGCUUUACAGCCAAAGCUAGACAAGCAUUUGUGUAAGUUUAUCGAUAGUCUAGCAUAUCAUUUUGUCCAGCUAGCAGCAGGUAACUUGGUCACGGAAAUCAGAAAAGCAAUCAAAUUAAAUCGUUUACCUUUGAUGAGCUUCGGAUGUUUUCACUCACGAGACUCCCAGUUAGAUAGCAAAUUCUUGCAAAAUUAUUUUUGUAGGCGAAAUAGCUCCGUUUGUUCUUCACGUUUGCCUGAGAAAUCGCCCGGAAAUUGCAGUCACGAAAACGGUGAAAAAUAGUCCAAAUUAGCUCCAUAAUAUCGACAGAAACAUGGCAAACGUUGUUUAUAAUCAAUCCUCAAGGUGUUUUUCAAAUAUCUAUUCGAUAAUAUAUCCAUCGGGACAAUUAGUUUUUCAGUAGGACCGAUUGGAGUAAUGGCUACCUCUGUAUUUUACGCGAGCAUCAGGUGACCACUUGCGCAAUGUAGCAGCCUACGGGUAUUCUUCAACAUAAAUGCGUAAAACUACGUCACAAUGCUGUAGAGAAAGAGUAAUCUGGUUGAUAGCCCAUUCACUGCUCAAUAGGGACACAUUGGAACGCAGCGCAUUCAAAACAUGAGGCACUUCUGGAUUGGAUUUUUCUCAGGCUUUCGCCUGCAACAUCAGUUCUGUUAUACUCAGACAAUAUUUUUACAGUUUUGGAAACUUUAGUGUUUUCUAUCCUAAGCUGUCAAUUAUAUGCAUAUUCUAGCAUCUUGUCCUGACAAAAUAUCCCGUUUACUACGGGAACGUUUUUUUUCCAAAAAUGAAAAUACUGCCCCCUAGUCACAAAAGGUUAAAGGAAAAAGUUUCUUCCAGUCCGCGGUGAGUACUCGCUUUUCUGAUGUCCAGAAGUUAUUUUCGGUCAUAAGAGACAGUAGCAGCAGCAUUAUGUAGACAAUACUUUAAAAAUAAGUUACACACAACUAAAAAAAGAAAUAACAAAAUAGCACAAUUUGUUGGGAGAAUGUGAAACGUCAGCCAUGUUCUUCGGCGUCAUUUUUCCAUUUUUGGGAAAGGUUGCUGGAUCGAAUCCCCGAGCUGACAAGGUAAAAAAUAUGUUGUUCUGCCCCUGAGUAAGGCAGUUAACCCACUGUUCCUCGUGCACCGAAGACGUUGAUGUCCAUUUAAGGCAUCCCACCAGCACCUCUCUGAUUGAGGUUAAAUGCAGAAGACACAUUUCAGCUGAAGAAUAGGCCUAGUCUUAGGGAUGCCGAAGAAGUUCCAGGGUGAGAACUCCAAGGCAGUCACUGCCAAGGCCCGCAAGGCAGAGGCCAAAGCAGUGGAAGACGCCCGCAAGAAGAAGGAGCUGGAGGAUGCACUAUGGCAGGAGAACGACAAACAUGUCCUGAAGAAAGAACAGAGGAAGGAUGACAAGGAGAAAAAGCGCCUUGAGGCCCUGGAGCGAAAGAAGGAGAACCAGCGGCUCUUAGAUGAGGAGGCUGCAAAGAUUAAGGGCAAGGCCAAGGAGGCUGCUGCUGCUGCUGUGGUGGCAGGCAAAGUGACUCGGGCCCAGAUUGAGGAGAUGCUGCAUGUCGAGCAGCAGCUACAACAGCAGGAGCAACCCAAAGAGAAAGAGAAGAGCCACCUGGAGACGCCCCUGGAGGAGAACGUGAAUCGCAUCAUUCCUGAGGAAGGUGUUGUGGAGGCUAGAACCAUAGAGGAUGCCAUUGCCAUGCUCAGCACGGCUGAAGAGCUCGACCGCCACCCAGAGCGCAGGGUGAAGGCAGCGUUCGCCGCGUUCGAGGAUCUGAACAUGCCCCUUCUUAAAAAAGAGAACCCCAACAUGCGGCUGUCGCAGCUCAAGCAACAGCUGAAAAAGGAGUGGAUGAAGUCGCCAGAGAACCCCUUGAACCAGCGCUUUGCCAACUACAACACAAAGUGAACCAACUCCAGCAGCAGCUAAAAGAAAACUGUUUACCUAUGCACAUUGGACCUUACAAUGGAAGAUGCCCCCAACCUAUAAUUAUUCCCCCAUUUAUGAAUGUGUUGCUGGAAAAGCUUCAUUCAUUCCCUAGGAAGGACCUCCGAUGCAAGGAAUCACCUUGGGACUUCCGCUUGUUUCGUUCCGAUUUGACAAGGAAAAGCAAACUCUCAACCAAUGUUCCUGAUGAUUUUAUUUUACUGUGCAUGUCCACUUGUGAAGCAUCUCGGCAGUUUAUGGAUUUUAUUCCCACUGUCAGUUUUUGGCACUUAUGUUGAAAAGGGAUUAAAGUAAUUUAUUUCAGUUCACAAUACACUAACAUAUCUAAUUCUUUCUGAGAAUGAGACUACAGGUAUGAGAUCUGCACUCUUGCCUAUUGUAAUCGCCUCUAUUAAACCCCCGAUGAUGAUGAUAAUAACCCACGUAAGAAAAUAUCAUGACCAGAGCCAGUUGUUGACUUACAUUUACAUUUACAUUUAAGUCAUUUAGCAGACGCUCUUAUCCAGAGCGACUUACAAAUUGGUGAAUUCACCUUCUGACAUCCAGUGGAACAGCCACUUUACAAUAGUGCAUCUAAAUCAUUGUUAUGAACUGCCAUUUGGGCACCAUUGGAAAUGACCACCCCUUUCCCUAUGAUAAAGUGUAUUGUGGCACUUGUUCCCCAUCCUAACAAGGCCUUAUUAGGUGCACCCACUCAAUACAUCAAUACUGUUGUUGCUAAUCCUGGUAUCAUGCAAUAUUAGGUCUGAAUCCUGCAUCUGCUUUCAGGUUACAUUGAAUUGUAUGGAGAUUGUUAUUGCUUUUUUGUAAGUGAAAUUUGAAAAGACUACAAAAAAAUAUUUAAAAUCUCAAAUUCAUGUAAAUCUAAAUACACCCCCCCCCCAUACAGCUCAUCACAUCUCUUGUCAGUCGUGUUUUAGGAGCUGCAGCUAAGAAGUGUCUCCUAACGCCCACCACUGUUUCAACAGCACAAUCCUUUAGCACAAGAGGGUUUUUAAAAUUCACUGCAUUUUGAUCUACAUUCAUUUCGCCACUUAAAUAGACUUUCAGCCGUGUGCAUGUGCCUUCCAUUAGUGCUCGUUUUCAGCCAGGUUUCCAUCUGAAGAGGAUACUGAAAGUGUUUCUCUGUGUUCUGGUUCUCUGUCUUUCUCCCAAAGUGCAGACAAGCAUUUACUGCACUGCUGGAGCUAGAAACAAGUCAUGUGUACGCGACUAAACUCUGAUUUGAAGUGCACACAUGUUCACUCCCUUUCAUAGAUUUAAAAUGAAUAGACGAGUGUAAGGAAUACUUGCACAAAUCCAGUGCUUUUAAACACAAUGGAGUCAACAAGUGCACACUUACAGUAAAAAGGAAGGGAAUUGGAAUUCAUCCAUGUGACUCAUCUUUUGUUCCCAGUGGCCCCUGAAUUUGACUCUCAUGCUAUGCCACUGGAUGACACUCAGCAGACUACACUCACAUCCUCAUCCAUUUAGUUAAUUGCUGAUCUAUAAGAUAUCUUAUCAAUUUUAUAUUUAUAAGGUGGAAUCGGCUGUUGGCAUUUAUACAAGAAUACAGUAUUGUUGUAGCCAUGCCUUUUACUCUGCUACAAUACUGUUAUAGAUGCCAAUACCAGACAGGUGUAAUAAGUAACUGUGGAAACCCUCUUAUCCAAGUAAAUCUGCAUAGGUAGUGUUUCUUUUUAGUUCAAAUGAAAGUUGUAACUGAGAGGAUGACCAAUAAAUCUCAUUACCAUA
This is a messenger RNA of Oncorhynchus masou masou (cherry salmon), 8065 nucleotides long. RefSeq names its product coiled-coil domain-containing protein 124-like. Gene Ontology annotation, cellular component: nucleus. Lineage: Eukaryota; Metazoa; Chordata; Actinopteri; Salmoniformes; Salmonidae. Gene Ontology annotation, molecular function: transcription coactivator activity. The coding region runs from base 5618 to 6292 and encodes 224 amino acids. The record is from RefSeq and is a predicted model, not a curated record. Gene Ontology annotation, biological process: transcription by RNA polymerase II. The transcript is spliced from 5 exons.